AUGUCUGAUUAGAUUACCUCGUCUCAAAUUAUUGAGUUUUUCUGGUUUUUCUUUCCCUUUUUACUUUUCAUAAAUGCUAUUCUCCUUAAAUUUUACAUUAAGACUAGCAUUCAUGUGGAAAAAGAAGUAAAUAGAUCAAAAGCAUAUACCUAAUAAAAUAUUCAUGAUCCUUAAAAACAUGACAUUGAUCUUUAAGGUUCAGGUAUAAAAUACUAGUUAAUUGUAUUUAGAAAUACAAAUUGUUGGGAAUUAUGAAUAAAAUCAGUCAAUGAAUGUAGUAGAAGAAGGAUAGAAAAAAUAAUUUUAAUAGGCAUAGUAAUUGUAAUCAGUUCCUUAAUAAUCAACCAUCCCUUAAAAUCUUACAUAAAAUGUAUAAUUUUAACUUUAAUAUUCAUAAUUAGACAAGAACAGCUAAAGUGUUUGAUGGAUUAAAUGAAAUAGUUUCAACCUAUUUUCCUUUAUUAUCAGUCUCAAUAAUUUGUAUUAAUAAUUUUGCUGUUUGGAGUUGGGCAUUAGCCUGUGUUUUUUUAUUUUUAUUUUUUGUUAUUGCUUUCAAUAUUAUUUAAGUGUAGCGAAACUUUCCAGAUACAAUCAAAAGUAAUUUAGUAAUAUUAUUAAUUUAGGAUUUUUAUAUGUUAGUCAUCAUAUAUGGUUAAGUGGUUUAUUUAUUAGCUAUUUAGCCUGUAAAUUGAAACUGUCAAAUUGA
Molecule: messenger RNA, 706 nt
Organism: Paramecium pentaurelia
Lineage: Eukaryota; Ciliophora; Oligohymenophorea; Peniculida; Parameciidae
Source: the annotation of a GenBank genome assembly